Molecule: messenger RNA, 2106 nt
Organism: Fusarium musae
Lineage: Eukaryota; Fungi; Ascomycota; Sordariomycetes; Hypocreales; Nectriaceae
Exons: 14
Coding region: 1-2106 (701 amino acids)
Source: RefSeq, a predicted model, not a curated record
AUGGAAAGCAUCGAAGAAUCAAAGGGCGAGGUCAACUCACCUUUCUUGAUCCCCGGCCUCAAGUUCUUUGCAGACCCCGAGUCAGACACUCGUCCUGGAAAUUUAUUUUCGGAGAAACUCCACUGCGACUAUCAUAGCAAUCCAGAGACUGAAUAUCAUAUCCCUUUUGCGCCUAUCGGGGACCCUGGAAACAGGAGACUGAAAGUCAUUACGAUCGGUGCUGGGCUGGCGGGUGUUAUGCUAGCUUACAAUAUUGAGAAGCAUUGCCCUAAUGUCGAACAUGUGAUAUAUGAGAAGAAUCCAACUGUGGGAGGGACCUGGUACCAGAACCGAUACCCCAAUGCCGCAUGCGACUCCCCUACUUGCACAUAUCAGUUCAACUUUGCAGUUGACCCGGAGUGGGAGAAGUUCCUGUCAGGAUCAGAGUAUCUACGCGAUUAUGUGGCCAAGGUCGUCAAGAAGCUCGACCUUGAGAAAUACAUGAUUUUCAACUCGAGAGUAAUCGAAGCCCGAUUCGAUGAUAAAAAAGGCACGUGGGAUGUCAAGAUUGAACAGACAGCGAGUGACGGAAGUCAAAAGACCUUCACCGACGACUGCGACCUUCUCCUAGGUGCAGUAGGUAUCUUGGAUCGCUGGGAGUACCCAAAGAUCCCUGGCCUCGAGUCGUUCAAGGGCCGAGUGGUUCACUCGGCUAAUAGGGCAAAGCAAGACCACCAACCCUUCCCCUCUCCAGUCACAUAUACCGAGGAGGAGAAGGCCCUCUUCAGAAAGGACCAUGGCGCUAUGCUCAAGCACGCAAAAGCCAACGAGAGUGUUUUGAUGAUGACUUUGACUCAAAGGACUCGAAAAUGGAUCAAAGAUGACGAGCUAUUUGACAAGAUUAUUCCCUCCUGGAGCCCAGGCUGUCGUCGAAUCACACCCGGUGACCCUUUCAUGGUAGCUAUUCAAGAACCCAAUGUUGAUGUUCAUUUCACGGGUAUCGCGAGAGUUGACCAAAAUGGAGUCUUUGGUGACGAUGGCACAUACACCGCCUGCGACACCAUCAUAUGUGCGACUGGUUUUGAUGUGUCUUAUCGACCUCCUUUCCCGUUGAUCGGGUUGGACAACUACGACCUUCGCAAAGAGUGGCAUACUGUUCCAGAGGGCUACAUGAGUCUGAUGGCGCCCAGGAUACCGAAUUACAUGAUGUAUCUCGGUCCAAACUGUCCAGUAGAGAAUGGAAGCAUCACCGGACUCUUGGAAGCAAUCGCCAGCUACACCGUCAAAGUAAUCAAGAAGAUGCAGCGAGACAACAUCAAGUAUUUCGUCCCUCGCCAGGACGUAACCGAUGAGUUCAACGACCACGCUCAAUCCUGGUUCAAAGGCACCGUAUGGGAAGAGAGCUGUAACGCGUGGUAUGCUAUUUGGCCAGGAAGUGCUCUUCACUUCCGAGACGCCAUCCAAGAUCCCCGCUGGGAGGAUAUGGAGAUCAAAUAUCAUUCUGUGAUCGGCGAGCGAGACGGACUCAGAAAUCUUUUGGAGUCUCUUGACUUUACGAUCCGAAGUCAUCUGGACGAGGCCUCUGCGAAAAAGCCCUUGCCGUCCUCUGCGAUUCGCAAAGAUGGCGGAGCGCAGUCUUUGCAAAGCCGGCUAGAUGUGCCAGACUUGCAAGAAAUCCCUGGGAAUGAGGCUUUCGACACCGCUGCAUCAAUGAACAGCAGCGACGAAGUUCAGGCCUGGCAUGAUCCAGAGUAUCUAGAUUUAGAUUCUUCUCUAUUCCAACUACCUCCUCUAUUCCCGGACUUUCUCAGCACCAUCGUACCCCAGAUUGGUCUACCAAAAUGCGAGUGUAUGCUCGGGGCAUCCGACGAUACGGGCACGACGGUCAGCAUUUGGCGCCAGCUCAACCAUCUCCACCAGUCAUUGGCCAACAUAGACCUAGCAGCGGAAGACCGAGAGAGCGAAGAUUCCAUCAUUCGCGCCGUGCUACGAGCUUUCAGGGUUGGAAUCUACCCCCACCGAUCGACUGGCCAUAUUGAGCUUGAUACGCCUUAUGCUAGUGAGCCAAAGGAGUCCAAGAAAAGCCGCGCUACCGCGUUGGCUCCAGGCCAGGUCCACGUCCACUAA